AUGAAUACCCAUACCUUGACUAGAUACCAUCGCAAGGCACACAGGCACCAGCACUGCGGCAUUGAUUUUCAGCGCAGUGCGUGGGUCUCAAUCUCUCUUUCGACCUCACCUCAUCUCUCCAACUCCUGUCUUCCUUCCUUACAGCCUCUGUUGUCUAUUCCAUCUUCUCAGAAGAUAGAAGUACAACUGAUACCUUCAGUCAUAGAAGAGGUAUCUUGUGAUUUUCAAUUACACAUCUCCUUCGUUCCGCACUGCGUGUCCCGUCGCGAAGCUGAAUUGCGGUGUCGCGUUAUUCGUCCAAGGAUGGGUUCUUAUCGCUUAGAGGAAGCCUCCACCGGCCGGGCCGGCUGUCAGAACAAAGAAUGCAAAGACUCCAAAACCAAGAUCGCCAAGGGCGAGCUCCGUUUCGGUACCUGGGUCGAUACUGAACGUAUCCAGGCUUUUAUGUGGAGACACUGGGGCUGCGUCACCCCCAAACUCAUUGGCAACCUAAACGAGACUAUUGACGAGGAAGGUGGCGGUGGUGAUGAGAAGGAUUACACUGCCAUCGACGGCUACGAGGAUCUCCCCGACGAACUGCAGGAGAAGGUCCGUGGUGCGUUGGAGCAGGGCCAUGUUGAUGAUGAGGAUUGGAAGGGUGACGUCGAAAUGAACCGUCCCGGCAAGACGGGCUUCCGUGUUCGCAAGAAGGCUGGUGCUACAGCGAAGAAAGAUGACGAAGAAAAAGAACCCCCUAAAACCAAGAAACGCGGCAAAGCCCAAGACGACGAACACGAAGAAGGAACUGAAAAACCAGCCAAGAAGACCAAAAAGGAUGCCCGCGGUACCAAGAAAGCCGCAAAGGAAGAGCCUGAAUCUGAAAACGCUGAAGAGGGAUCUGAGAAUGAGGAAGAGAAACCUGCGAGGAAGAGUCGCAGCCGUGCUACUAAGACUACCAGUGCUAACAGGAAGAAGCAGGAUGACGCUGCUGAGGAAGAUAAGGACGAGCAGAUGGCUGAUGCUGAGGUACCUGCUGAGGAGAAGCCGAAGCGGGGAGGACGGAAGAAGAGGGCAACCUAA
Molecule: messenger RNA, 1059 nt
Organism: Aspergillus chevalieri
Lineage: Eukaryota; Fungi; Ascomycota; Eurotiomycetes; Eurotiales; Aspergillaceae
Exons: 5
Coding region: 1-1059 (352 amino acids)
Molecular function (GO): zinc ion binding; DNA binding
Source: RefSeq, a predicted model, not a curated record